Mauremys reevesii (Reeves's turtle) is the source of this 3263-nucleotide messenger RNA. Its product is annotated as zinc finger protein 436-like. Lineage: Eukaryota; Metazoa; Chordata; Testudines; Geoemydidae. The record is from RefSeq and is a predicted model, not a curated record. The transcript is spliced from 5 exons. The coding region runs from base 1 to 2295 and encodes 764 amino acids.
AUGCUUGAGCGCAGUGCAGAGAUGGUGGUGCUGUGGGGCAGCGUGGAGGCUAUGGUGCCGGGCGGCAGUGCUGUCUCUGUGGUGCUGUGGGGCAGUGCAGAGGCCAUAGUGCCAGGCGGCAGUGCUGCCUCUGUGGUGCUGUGGGGCAGUGCGGAGGCCAUGGUGCCGGGCGGCAGUGCUGUCUCUGUGGUGCUGUGGGGCAGUGCAGAGGCCAUGGUGCCGGGCGGCACUGCUGUCUCUGUGGUGCUGUGGGGCAGCGCGGAGGCCAUGGUGCCAGGUGGCAGUGCUGUCUGUACUGCUUUGGGGCAGUGCGGAGGCCAUGGUGCUAGCAGGGUGCGGCUCCCUGCCAGGCGCGGGUGGGCAGGGCAGGGCAGCCAGUGCCCCAGGAGCGCGCCCCGUCCGCCUGCCCCCGGGGAUGUGGCAGCCCUGGGGCCAGGCCGCCCGCUGUCACGGCCCGGGCCGCCCGAACUACGUUUCCCACAGGCCCUUGCGCGGGAAAGCGGCUUCCCCGGUGCGUCCCCGGGGCCGUGCGGAGGCGGGCGCCCGGCCUGGCUGCGGAGCGGGCCCAGGUGCUGCCGGUUUCGCCGAGAUGCCUGUGACUCUUGGAGGCUGAGUGGGCUGUUUGGCCAAAGGGCAGAGGCCCUCUCCAUCAUGCAGGAGAAUGACCAGACUCCGCUCUCACAGGGAUUUGUGAUCUCCUGGAUGGAGCAAGAGGAAGAGCUGCAGGUCCUGGAUCCCCAGGACUUGGAGAAAACAGAGAUCCCAAGGUUCACAGCAGUAAAUGGGGUUUUGGGUGACAAUGUGGUGGAGACACCUGAUCCUGAGGAAACUGAUCUGCAUGGGACACUGCUAGGGGGAGCCAGCGGGGCCCUUCUCCAGAGUCCCAAGAGUGACUGCAAGGUGGGCUGGGAAUGGCAAGGCCCUGCAAGCCAACCCAUCCCCGGUGAAGGAGCUACAGGGGAUCACUACGAUGCUGCUGCCCAGCCAAGAGCCUCCACAGGGGAUAAGCCCUAUAAAUGCAGUGAGUGUGGGAAGGGCUUCAGCCAGAGCUCUGACCUCAUCCGGCACCUGCGCACCCACACCGGCGAGCGCCCCUACAAGUGCCCCGAGUGCGGCAGGGGCUUCAGUGACAGCUCCACCCUGCUCAAGCACCAUCGCGUGCACACGGGCGAGCGCCCCUACAAGUGCACGGAAUGUGGCAAGGGCUUCAUCCUCAGCUCCUACCUCAUCCAGCACCAGCGGGUGCACAGCAGGGAGAAAGCCCACAAGUGCGCUAGCUGUGGGCGAUGCUUCGGCCAGAGCUCGGAGCUGGUGCAGCACCAGCGCGCCCACCUGGGCGAGCGCCCCUACAAGUGCAGCGAGUGUGGGAAGGGCUUCAGCCAGAGCUCUGACCUCAUCCGGCACCAGCGCACCCACACCGGCGAGCGCCCCUACAAGUGCCCGGACUGCAGCAAGGGUUUUAGCGACAGCUCCACCCUCAUCAAGCACCAGCGCACCCACACCGGCGAGCGCCCCUACAAGUGCACGGCCUGCGGCCGGGGCUUCAGCGAGAGCUCCACCCUCAUCAAGCACCAGCGCACGCACACAGGCGAGCGCCCCUACCUAUGCACCGAGUGCGGCAAGAGCUUCAGCCUCAGCUCCACGCUCUUCAAGCACCAGCGCACGCACACGGGCGAGCGGCCCUACCUGUGCACGGAGUGCGGCAAGAGCUUCAGCCUCAGCUCCAACCUCCUGCAGCACCAGCGCACGCAUGCGGGCGAGCGCCCCUUUGCCUGCAGCCAGUGCGGCAAGCGCUUCACGCAGAGCUCCAACCUGCUGCAGCACCAGCGCACCCACACCGGGGAGCGCCCCUACCAGUGCACCCAGUGCGGCCGCCACUUCAGCCUCAGCUCCAACCUCAUCCAGCACCAGCGCACCCACUUGGGCGAGCGCCCCUACGCCUGUGCCCAGUGCGGCAAGCGCUUCGGCCUCAGCUCCAACCUGCUGCAGCACCAGCGCACCCACACCGGGGAGCGCCCCUUUGCCUGCGCCCAGUGCGGCAAGCGCUUUGGCGACAGCUCCACCCUGAGCAAGCACCGCCGCACCCACGUGGGGCAGUGCCCCUUUGCCAGUGCACGGUGCACUGAGGGUUUUGGGGACAGUGCCACGCUCCUGCAGCACCCGCACACCCACCAGCAUGAGCAGCCCUACCAGUGCACCCAGUGCAGCAAAGCCUUCAGCCGGAGCUCCGGCCUGGCCCAGCACCAGCACACCCACAAAGACUGGCCCCUCUGUGCCAUCGCGCCCUGCCCCUAACCUUGGCCACCAGGCCCCAGGGAGGGAAAUAUGUCCCGAGGCCCUGCAGCCCUCCGGCAGCGCCAUAGCAGCAUGGGACGAACGGCGAGCUCAAGCAGCCCGCCUUGGGCUCAGUGUCGCAGCGACUGUCCCCGUGGGCUGUGUGCCCGUGGGCUGGCAUGCACUGAUCACCUGCAGGCUACCAGCCGUGCACUCCCGGAAGCUGUGCAGGAGCAGAGGGAAGUUCAGACUUCAGCUGUGAGAGAGGCCCGACGUGCAGCAGCACAUCCUGCUCCAUAUGUCAGUGCCCCAACCAGACACAUCCCACUGGGAAAUUGGGUAAGAACCUGUUUGAACGCUCUGGGUCUCAAAGUUCCACUCAUGCACAAACAUUGGCAUUGGCUUACGAGAGAAUGGACAGAGAUCACCUAGUGGAAUGGAGCAUGCAGGGUGAGACUCAUUCCCACUGCCCAGCAAUAACAGGAGAAAACUAAGAAAAAGAAAAUCUUGGCCAAGUACUGAGGGAAAACUUCCACCAGUGAGAUCCGUUAGGCUGGCGCCCCAUCUCUUGAGUUAUUUAAAACUGACCUGGAUAAAAAGAGCUUUCCUUAAAAGUCACACAAAAUUGUCUCUAAGUGCGGGGAAGGAAUUGAGCCAAUCCCACACGGCGCGACUCAGGAUGGGAGCUGCUGUCCAGCUCCAGUGUGAAACCGUUGUAGGGUCAGCAGAGUCGGGAGAGACUAUCGGCCAGUGGCGGGUUUGGUAAGAAUUGGAAAGGAGAGGACCUGCUCAGUGCAUGUGCAGGCAGUGAGGUGACACGACGUGGGCUGGGGGUUUCUGACCCGGAAGUAAAAAUGUGUUCUCUUUAUUCUCAUUCUCUUUCUGUGUCCUUCCCAGACAGUGUGUGGUUCUGUGUGAGAUGUUUCUGUGAGGUCUGAGGUAGAGCUGUUAUCAUGUGCAUGCAGUAAAGAGACUUGAUACAUUUUAAA